Messenger RNA from Arachis ipaensis, 588 nucleotides. RefSeq lists its product as uncharacterized. Lineage: Eukaryota; Viridiplantae; Streptophyta; Magnoliopsida; Fabales; Fabaceae. The record is from RefSeq and is a predicted model, not a curated record.
AUGGCAGAGCAACCACAAAAGCAGAAAAAGGAGGUGAAGCCUUAUAUCCCUCCUCUUCCAUACCCUCAGAGGCUGCAAAGAGAGCUCAAGGACCAGCAAUUUCUCAAGUUCCUAGAGAUUUUCAAGAAGUUGGAAAUUAACCUCCCCAUUGCUGAAGCAUUGGAGCAAAUGCCCUUAUAUGCAAAAUUCCUCAAAGAACUCAUCGACAAGAAAAGAAGCUGGAAUGAAAAGGAGACUAUAAUCUUGACCCAAGAGUGUAGUGCUAUAAUUCAAAAAGCUCUCCCACCCAAACUCAAAAAUCCAAGGAGCUUCAUCAUAUCAUGCAUCAUAGGCAACAUGACAUUGAAAAAAGCUCUCUGUGAUUUAGGUGCCAGCAUCAAUUUGAUGCAUCUCUCAAUGAAGAAAAAUUUUGCAAUAGAGGAAGUCAAACUAACCAGAAUGUCACUUCAAAUGGCUGAUAGAUCACUUAAGAUACCUAAUGGAGUUAUAGAGAACUUGUUGGUGAAGGUUGGCAAAUUCAUCUUCUCUGCUGAUUUUGUCAUCUUGGAUAUGGAAGAAGGGGGGCACAAUUCCAUUAUCUUGGGAUGA